AAUUUUUCAAUCUUUCUUUUUUCUUUUGUUUAAUUUUGAACUCUCCAAUGGCGGCUUCUUCUUCUUCUUCUUCUUCCCUUUACUUUUUGUUGCUUCUUUUAUCUCUUUCUUUCUUCUUGUCUAUGACUGCUCCACUACCUUCCAAUUCCUCCUUACCUUUUGUUCAUCAACAUCCUCAUCUCGUCGUUGAAGAAGUUCAAAGGAGCAUAAAUGGAUCAAGAAGAAACUUGGGGUAUUUAUCAUGUGGAACAGGAAACCCAAUAGACGAUUGUUGGAGAUGCGAUUCCAAUUGGGAAACAAACCGUAAACGCUUAGCCGAUUGCGCCAUCGGCUUCGGCAAAAACGCAAUCGGCGGCAAAAACGGCCGUUUCUACGUAGUCACUGACUCCGGGAACGACGACCCACUUAACCCCCGUCCGGGCACCCUCCGCCACGCCGUCAUCCAAAACGAACCCUUAUGGAUCAUCUUCAAGCGCGACAUGGUAAUCAAACUCGCCCAAGAGCUGGUCAUGAACUCCUUCAAAACCAUCGACGGACGUGGCGCCAGCGUCCACCUGGCAGGUGGCCCUUGUAUUAAAAUCCACUACGCGACGAAUAUAAUCAUCCACGGCAUCCAUAUUCACGAUUGCAAGAGAGGUGGGAAUGCUAACAUACGAGACUCCCCACAGCAUGCUGGCUGGUGGACUGCAUCUGACGGUGAUGGUGUCUCCAUUUUAGGUGGUAAACAAAUCUGGAUCGAUCAUUGCUCUUUGUCUAAUUGUAAUGAUGGGUUGAUUGACGCCAUUCAUGGAUCAACGGCUAUUACUAUAUCCAAUAACUAUAUGACACAUCAUGAUAAGGUUAUGUUAUUGGGACAUAGUGAUUCUUUCACCCAAGAUAAAAACAUGCAAGUUACUAUUGCUUUUAACCAUUUUGGUGAAGGACUUGUCCAACGAAUGCCAAGAUGUAGACAUGGAUAUUUCCAUGUAGUGAACAACGAUUACACUCAUUGGGAAAUGUAUGCCAUCGGAGGGAGUGCUUCACCCACGAUAUACAGCCAAGGCAAUAGAUUCGUGGCGCCUUAUAAUCGGUUUCGAAAGGAGGUAACAAAGCACGAGGACGCACCCGAGAGCGAGUGGCGCCAUUGGAACUGGCGUUCUGAGGGUGACUUGUUGUUGAAUGGCGCCUAUUUUCGCCAAUCAGGCGCUGGUGCCUCCUCUAGCUAUGCACGAGCUUAUAGUCUCAGCGCUAGACCCUCAUCUCUUGUUGGGGAUAUCACUAUCACUGCAGGUGCUCUCAAUUGCCGCAGGGGCUCUCGUUGCUAACUGAUCUAGCGUGACUCUAGCUUAAUAAUUAUUUAGUAUAUCCUUUAUAUUUUAUAUCAAGAAGAAAAAAAUAGAAUACAUCUCAAUAUAUAUAAUUAAUUAUAUGAAGAAAGAUGUGAUGUUAAGUUUAUUUUGGUUCCAACAUUUUGAGUUUUUGCAAAGUGAAACGUAAGAUUUUGGUUGAACUCGGGAUGUUUGUGAAUGUGAAAGCUAAUGGCAGAAAGUGAGGAAUAUAAUUAUAUGUUGGUUUUGUGUUUUGUUUUUUA
Molecule: messenger RNA, 1570 nt
Organism: Cucumis sativus (cucumber)
Lineage: Eukaryota; Viridiplantae; Streptophyta; Magnoliopsida; Cucurbitales; Cucurbitaceae
Product: pectate lyase
Exons: 3
Coding region: 48-1304 (418 amino acids)
Molecular function (GO): pectate lyase activity
Source: RefSeq, a predicted model, not a curated record